This is a messenger RNA of Perca fluviatilis (European perch), 6555 nucleotides long. Its product is annotated as NACHT, LRR and PYD domains-containing protein 3-like. The coding region runs from base 89 to 3421 and encodes 1110 amino acids. Gene Ontology annotation, molecular function: protein binding. NCBI's taxonomy places the organism in Eukaryota, Metazoa, Chordata, Actinopteri, Perciformes, Percidae. The transcript has 9 exons. The record is from RefSeq and is a predicted model, not a curated record.
GUGUGUGUGUCAGACACUUUUUACUUUCACUUCCUCCCGUGUUGUGACACAGAUACGUCUCCUCCAGGUUAAACUUUUGGGAUAAAAGAUGGCAACGCCUCAAGAGGUCGUCUUAAGAACUUUAGAAGACUUGGGAGCAGAGGACUUUCAAACAUUUCAGUGGUACCUACAGCUGAAUGGGUGGCUUGAAGGCUUCCCAGCAAUCGCAAAGAGCAAAUUGGAGAAUGUAAACAGGGUGAAGACAGUGGACCUGAUGUUCUCGACCUACAGUAUGAACACCAUUAAUGUGACCAGAAUAGUUUUAGUGAAAAUGAAUCAGAAUGAUCUAGUGAAGAAUUUAUCAAACACCAUCUCAGAACCUGCAGAUAUUCUUGUUGAAUGCCAGCGAAACAUCAAAUCCAAGUCAAAAAAGAAGUUCCAGUGUGUGUUUGAGGGGAUUGCUAAAGCCGGAAACAAAACCUUUCUGAAUAAGAUGUUCACAAAGAUCCACAUCACAAAGGGGGGGACUGCAGAAGUAAAUGAUGAACAUGAGGUCAGACAGAUUGAAACAGCUUCCUGGAGACAAUACAGACCAGAAACAACAAUCAGAUGUGAAGACAUCUUAAAACCCCCACCUGGAAGAGAUGAACCAAUCAGAACAGUGAUGACUAUGGGAGUGGCUGGCAUCGGGAAAACAGUCUUAACACAGAAGUUCACUUUGGACUGGGCUGAAGGCAUUGCCAACCAGGACAUCCAGUUCACAUUUCCAUUCACUUUCAGGGAGCUGAAUGUGCUGAAAGAGAAAAAGUUCAGCUUGGUGGAACUUGUUCAUCGCUUCUUUAGUGAAACCAAAGAAGCAGGAAUCUGCAGGUUUGACGAGUUCCCGGUUGUGUUCAUCUUUGACGGUCUGGAUGAGUGCCGACUUCCGCUGGACUUCCUCAACACUGAGGUCCUGACUGAUGUUACAGAGUCCACCUCAGUGGGUGUGCUGCUGACAAACCUCAUUAGGGGGGAACUGCUUCCCUCUGCUCGCCUCUGGAUAACCACACGACCUGCAGCAGCCAAUCAGAUCCCUCCUGAGUGUGUUGACAUGGUGACAGAGGUCAGAGGGUUCACUGACCCCCAGAAGGAGGAGUACUUCAGGAAGAGAUUCACAGAUAAGGAUCAGGCCCGCAGAGUAAUCUCCCACAUCACAUCUCCUGCAUCACGAAGCCUCCACAUCAUGUGCCACAUCCCAGUCUUCUGCUGGAUCACUGCUACAGUUCUGGAGAAGGUGUUGGAACCCAGAGAGGGAGGAGAGCUGCCAAAGACCCUGACUGAGAUGUACAUCCACUUCCUAGUGGUUCAGUCCAAACGGAAGAAUGUAAAGUAUGAUGGAGGAGCCGAGACAGAUCCACACUGGAGUCCAGAGAGCAGGAAGAUGAUUGAGUCUCUGGGAAAACUGGCUUUUGAGCAGCUGCAGAAAGGCAACCUGAUCUUCUAUGAAUCAGACCUGACAGAGUGUGGCAUUGAUAUCACAGAAGCCUCAGUGUACUCAGGAGUGUUCACACAGAUCUUUAAAGAGGAGAGAGGACUGUACCAGGACAAGGUGUUCUGCUUCGUUCAUCUGAGUGUUCAGGAGUUUCUGGCUGCUCUUCAUGUCCAUCUGACAUUCACGAACUCUGGAGUCAACCUGCUCGCAGAAGCAGAAUCAUCCAUUUGGUUUCAACAAUGUUUCUACCAAAAUGCUGUGGACAAGGCCUUACGGAGUCCAAAUGGACAACUAGACUUGUUCCUCCGUUUCCUCCUAGGUCUGUCACUGCAGACCAAUCAAACUCUACUGCGAGGUAUGAUGACACAGACAGAAAGUAGCUCAUGGACCAAUUGGGGAACAGUUAAGUACAUCAAGGAGAAGAUUAAUGAGAAUCUGUCUGCAGAGAGAAGCAUCAAUCUGUUCCACUGUCUGAAUGAACUGGAUGAUCGUUCUCUAGUGGAGGAGAUCCAACAGUCCCUGAGUUCAGGACAUUUCUCCACAGUUAAACUGUCUCCUGCUCAGUGGUCAGCUUUGGGUUUCAUCUUAUUGUCAUCUCAAAAUGACCUGGACGUGUUUGACCUGAAGAAAUAUGGUGCUUCAGAGGAGGCUCUUCUGAGGCUGCUGCCAGUGGUCAAAGCCUCCAACAAAGCUUUACUGAGUGAUUGUAACCUGUCAGAGAGAAGCUGUGAAGCUCUGUCCUUAGUUCUCAGCUCCCAGUCCUCUAGUCUGAGAGAGCUGGACCUGAGUAACAAUGACCUGAAGGAUUCAGGAGGGGAGCUGGUGUCUGCUGGACUAAAGAGUCCAUACUGCAGACUGGAAACUCUAAGACUGAGUGGCUGUAACCUGUUAAAUAGAAGCUGUGAAGCUCUGUCCUCAGUUCUCAGCUCCAAGUCCUCUAGUCUGAGAGAGCUGGUCCUGAGUAACAAUGACCUAAAGGAUUCAGGAGUGAAGAUGGUGUAUUGUGGCCUGAAGAGUCCACACUGCAGACUAGAAACUCUCAGACUGAGUGACUGUAACCUGUCAGAGAGAAGCUGUGAAGCUCUGCCCUCAGUUCUCAGCUCCCAGUCCUCUAGUCUGAGAGAGCUGGACCUGAGUAACAACGACCUGAAGGAUUCAGGAGUGAAGAUGGUUUCUUGUGGCCUGAAGAGUCCACACUGCACACUGGAAACUCUCAGUCUGUCAGGCUGUCUGGUCACAGAGGAAAGCUGUACUUCUCUGGUCUCAGCAAUGAGCGCCAACCCCUCCCAUCUGAGGGAGCUGGACCUGAGCUACAAUCAUCCAGGAGACUCAGGAGUGAAGCUGUUGUCUGCUAGACUGGAGGAUCCACACUGGAGACUGGACACUCUCAGGGUGGACCCUAGUGGACCACAGUGGUUGAAACCAGGUCUAAGGAAGUAUGUCUGUGAACUGGAACUGGAUACAAACACAGUGAACAGAUACCUCAAACUGUCUGACAACAACAGGAAGGUGACACGUGUGAGAGAGGAUCAGUCAUAUCCUGAUCAUCCAGAGAGGUUUGACUGGUGGUCUCAGCUGCUGUGUAGAGAUGGUCUGACUGGUCGCUGUUACUGGGAGGUUGAGUGCAGAGGACUGGUUUUUGUAUCAGUGAGUUACAGAGGAAUCAGAAAGAAAGGAGACAGUAGAGACUGUUUGUUUGGAGGGAAUGAUCAGUCCUGGUGUUUGGACGGCUCAGAUAGUGGAUACUUUGUCUGGCACGAUAACAAAGAAACAUUCAUCCCAUCCUCCUCCUCCGGUAGAGUAGCAGUGUAUGUGGAUGUUCCUGCUGGCUCUCUGUCCUUCUACAGAGUCUCCUCUGACUCACUGAUCCACCUCCAUACCUUCAACACCACAUUCACUCAACCUCUUUAUCCUGGGUUUGGUGUCUGGAAACCUGGUUCCUCUGUGACUCUGUGUCCUCUGCAGGACUGAGAGUCUCUCCUGUGGACAGAAACACUGACUGAAGAUUAGCGGCUGAAAUCAAAGUUCAGUCUGUUCACCAUCACACACACUCUGCACUGAGAAGCAGAUCUGAUACUCAAACACAAAACAUUUAUUUGUCUGAGCAACAUUUUUAAACUAUAUUUUCUGAUGUUUAAUCAAAUCUUUACUUUCCAUCUUGAGGUCAAUCAUUUUUUUUUAUUUGAUCACUUGUAUGAUUUCUGUCAUCAGUUGACUCUCUUUACUGAGUUUCAACACAUUUCAAUCAAGAGAGACUUUGUUACAGAUAUGCAAAGAUUAAUUGUGCAUAAUAUGAAAUGUACAGAGUCUUUGGAGAUUAGACUCCAUCGUUAUAAAAUACUUUUUGAAAGGAGUAGAGAAGCCAAGACAUAUUCCCCCGAUGGAGUCUAGACGCUGGUGGCAGCGGCAAAGGAGCCCGAAGACCAGACUGAAGGAGUCGACAAAGCAUUCUGCUAGAGGAAGACCCAGGGUGCCGCGUGUGAUGGUGACUGGAGGUGGAAGGGGAGGAGGAGGGUUGCACGCUUUGCCUGAAAUGACAGCUGGCAGCAGCAGAGAGAGAAACUGAUUUAAAGCAGGAUGUACUGCUGUGAUGGGAUCAUGAAUUUUCGUGGCCAAUUCUGGUUGGUUUACAGAAAAGUGAACGCCUCUAAACUGCUGAAUAGGUUUAGUAAGAAAGAGCAGUGAUUUAAGUUAUUAGAAUUCUUCCUGAAAGAAUUUGCGUUUAGCUUCAUUAGACCUCAUCAGGAGCUCCUGUGAUGCUGUUAGGCAGGAUGUGUGUUCAAAGAGCUUUGCUAAAUGCUAAUUCCAGUAUGUUAUAGGCCGCAUUAUGGUGACCUUCACACUGACACAGGAAGCUGUUUAUGUUUAAAUCUGCAGACAUUUUUAUGCUAAGCUUCCAUGUAGGAAAAUUAGUAUCAGUAUUGUUGUGGAAAUAUUAGUAUCAGUAUUGCUUGACAUUUAAAUUUGGUGUGCUUAUUGCAAGAGUUGUGUGCAGUCAUAGAGAAAGUGGUUACAAGUUCCAGGCAGGGUACACUUGCAUCCCCUGUACAAGGAUUAGACUCUGAGUGAGACUCUAUAGUGUUGUUCACCAGACAGACUAGCAGAAAAGCAGGAACCGAAUGUUAUUGUGUUCGUCAGACCGUAAGAGGCAGUCACACCACACUGACCCCCACCCUUGUGUGUGUGUAUGUGACAACAGAAGGAUCUGCCCCGAGACAGGACGAGGACACCCCAUCAAGGAAGAGGAUAAAGGUUGAGGGACAUUGCAGGGCGGGGCUCACAAACAACAAGAGACUUUGUUUUAACUGAGCUCCGAACACUUGUGUCUGAAGCAAGGGAAACUUAGUGUCAUUUGUGAACCCACAUAUGUGUUGUAAGACUUAACUGCUGGACUUAGUUAACUUUUCCUGACUUGAAUCUAUCGUCUCAGAUUUGAUCUUUGAGUUCUGGUGUCAUAAAUCCCAAUCAACAGACGCGCAGGAAUUAGUGUUGUUAGAGUAAUUGGAGUCAGAUACUUAGGCCUUCAGGCCUUCUUGUCUUGUCAUGGUCUAUAUUGCCUUCAACCAUUGACUGCUGAUUUUUUCUUUUCUAAUUCAACUGUUGCUCAGAGGGAUGUUUGUCUCUUUCUGCCCUUUCAUUAGCCUGGAAAUCUAGACCCAAAAGAUUAAGGAUCUGAGUAUAAGUCUUACCUACUGCACCUUUAACUUUAAGACCGGUUAUUAUUGUGAGGAGCAUAGUUCACAAAAAUUUCUGACAGGAUUAAUAAUGACAUCAAUUGUGGAGACAUAUAUGUUGUGUCAAUGCUUUUUUGUUUCACACUUUUCCUGCUUUUUUGUUGUUUCUUUUACCGACAACACAUUUUUUAUGUUUUUUUAAUUGAUGCCGGGUUUUUUUAGGCUUUUUGGAUUUCUUUUAUGCUUUUAAAAUUUUUUGUUUGAACGCUUUUGUACCGCUUUCAACACUUUUGAUACUGUUUUGAUGCUGUUUUGCAAAAAGAAUUACAGUUUUUUGGAUACUUUUUGCUGCUUAGCCUACAAUGCUUUUUCAAUUUAAAAUACAAGUCAAAACAGAUGAGAGUUUUUGUUCAGUUGUUACAGAAUAAAGUGUAACAGAUUCACAACAGCAACCCUGUUAAGAAAAGUGCUACAGAAAUAUUAUUCUAACAGCUGCACCGUUUAGCAGCAGACGCAUGUAACGUGUAAUGUGUGUGUGUGUGUGUGUGUGUGUGUGUGUGUGUGUGUGUGUGUGUGUGUGUGUGUGUGUGUGUGUGUGUGUGUGUGUGUGUGUGUGUGUGUAUGUGUAUGUGUCAGCAGCUUUUUACUUUAACUUCCUCCUGUGUUGUGAUGCAGAUAAGUUUCCUCCGGGUUAAACUUUUGGUAAGGGACACUUUUCAGCUGAUUUCUGAUCUGUUAGUUUCAUCAAACUGUGAAAAUGUGUUUGUGUGUCAAUGACUUUUUUCUGUUUUAACAGUUAGCUGCUAGCCACCGUGUUCUGGAUCACCAGCUAAACAAGAGCGAACCAUGCUAAACGUCAUGAAGCUGAUUCAGUACAAUAACUUUAAUGUACUUCUGCUCAUGAAAGAAUCCGAAUCACUUUAUCUUCAUUCUGUACUGCAGUAAAACUACCAAAACAUGUUGUCAAAGUACUGUAAGUACAAGUUAAAGUUCUGCUUUGAAGAUUUUACUGAGGUAAAAGGAUUAUCGGCUAAAUGUACUUAAAGAAUCAUAAUAAAAGUACACAGAUAUUGGCUAAAUGUACUUAAAGUAGGCUAUCAAAAGUAAGUGGAUCACCGGCUGCACAAACAAUAGGAGCUAACACUGCUAACCAUGCUAACCGUUUUGGAGCUGAUUUAGUACAAUAACUCAAAUGUAGCUCUGCUGACAAAUACUUGAGUAUUAUGAGCUAACUGUACUUUAAGUAUCAGAGUAAACGUACACAAGUAAUAUAAGUUCUCCUGUGCUGGUUUCUGAAAUGAGUAAUUCAUAAUAAUAUAUCCUCUCCUGUUUGUACUUUACGGUUGUUGGAGUCGUGUUAAGUUACUGUUGAUGAAACCCCAACAUUUCCUGAUAUUGCAGCUUCAAAAUAAAAGCUUUUAUACCACAAAA